Messenger RNA from Nymphaea colorata (pocket water lily), 3647 nucleotides. Its product is annotated as probable serine/threonine-protein kinase At1g54610. The coding region runs from base 931 to 3177 and encodes 748 amino acids. Gene Ontology annotation, biological process: positive regulation of transcription elongation by RNA polymerase II; protein phosphorylation. Gene Ontology annotation, molecular function: cyclin-dependent protein serine/threonine kinase activity; ATP binding; RNA polymerase II CTD heptapeptide repeat kinase activity. The record is from RefSeq and is a predicted model, not a curated record. Lineage: Eukaryota; Viridiplantae; Streptophyta; Magnoliopsida; Nymphaeales; Nymphaeaceae. Gene Ontology annotation, cellular component: cyclin-dependent protein kinase holoenzyme complex; nucleus. The transcript has 8 exons.
GCGCGUACAAACUGUGGCGGAAUCUUUUGCAGCUGGUUUUGAGUGACCGAGUCAUUGAUCAGCCAAAAUGGGGAAAGAGUACAGGUGGGAACGACGAGAAAAUGUUCUCUCUCCCCCACGGCUGAGAAAGAGAGAGAGAGUUGCUGAAAGGGUGAGGCAGGGAGGGUUUCUUGGGGUUUAAGAUCCGAGAAACCCUCCCCAUCCCCCACCCGCUAGCAGUUGCGUGACUCUUCCAAACCCAAAACCAACAAAACCAUCAUUCCUUCCACAUGGAGAUUCGUUUGCGUCUCUAUCGACUCUUGAGUCUUCUCCCACCAGUCCCCUUCUAUCCAGACCUCUUUCCCUUCAUCCUUUCUGUUCCCUUACUUUGAGACCUCCUUUCCUUAGUUAACCAGCGACCGGUUCUUUCACAGCAUCCACGCAGACACACGUGCGCGGACAGAGAGAGAGAGAGAGAGAGAGACCAAUAUCGUGUAUUGGUUGAAGGAUACUUCUUGGUGCCGGUUUGCGGCGUUUGAGAUAUUGGGCCACGGUUUUUCCUUGUUAUUUUUUUUUUUUUGGAUUUGCUUGGAUUGUUGAUUUUGUGAAGUGGGUCGUUGAGAGAAUCGACGAUCGAUCGAGAUUCGAUUAGUUGAUCGAACUUUUCGGUGCUUUUCUGGUGAUGGUGGCGGUGGCAGAUAUGGAUUCCAUUAGUACGUAGGUUUGUUGGUAUCGCCUUUUUCAGGGUUCAGGGAACUGGGCUUUCGUUGGUGGCGGGUGUUUCUGUGGAAGUUGUUUAGUUUGGAGAUUUUGGGGUGCGGAGAAUUUGAGGAAUUUGCGGAUGAAUGCUGGUUGAAACUUUGCCUUAAUGCAUCGUGGGUCACCGAUAGUUUCAGAGAAUCGUUUCGCUUGGGCAGUUUCCUGUGAGGAUACGGGGAACUCUGUGAGAUUAUGGGCUGCAUUUGCUCUAAGUCCGUUCAAACAGAUGAAUUCGUCGAGACCACGCGAUCGGGGAAGAGCUCCAUCAUGGUCUCUGCCUCGGCCCGGCGUAUAGGCAUUGCCUCGCGGAGGGAAGAGGUGGUGCUGGAGUCAGAGCAUGCAACCGACGGGGACGCGAGGGAGAGACUGAUCGUAAACCAGGCGGAGAACGCCGCGGCGACGCCUGUAUCAUAUGCAGAAGAAAGCAAAGUCGAGAAGGUCGAGAGGCAAGUGGAGAAGCAGGUUGAGAGGCCAAAGAGAAAUCUCCAGAGGCACUCCACUGUUGCUGUCUCCACGAGUGAGGAUCAUGGCUUGUGGGGCGCCAGUGUGACUAAUCGGACCCAGGGCGAGCAGGUUGCGGCGGGGUGGCCGCCGUGGCUUACUGCAGUGGCGGGAGAAGCUAUCAAUGGGUGGGUUCCCCGUCGGGCUGAUUCAUUCGAGAAAUUGGACAAGAUUGGUCAAGGAACAUACAGUAAUGUGUUUAGAGCACGAGAUCUUGAAACAGGGAAAAUUGUAGCUUUGAAGAAAGUUCGGUUCAUAAAUCAAGAUCCUGAAAGUGUUCGUUUCAUGGCACGAGAAAUUCACAUACUUCGCAGACUUGACCAUCCAAAUGUCGUGAAGCUUGAAGGGAUUGUGACAUCACGAAUGUCUUGCAGCUUGUACCUUGUGUUUGAGUAUAUGGAGCAUGAUCUUGCUGGUCUUGCGGGUAUGCCAGGUGUGAAGUUCUCAGAGCCGCAGAUUAAAUGCUAUAUGAAGCAACUUCUUCUUGGACUGGACCAUUGCCAUAGUCGGGGGGUUCUGCAUCGAGAUAUUAAGGGAUCGAAUCUCCUUAUUGACAAUAAUGGUAUUCUUCAGAUAGCGGAUUUUGGCUUGGCAACCUUUUUCAACCCUGACAAAAAACAGCCGUUGACAAGCCGUGUGGUGACACUAUGGUAUCGACCUCCAGAGCUUUUACUUGGUGCAACAGAAUAUGAUGUUGCAGUUGAUUUAUGGAGCACUGGUUGCAUCCUUGCUGAAUUGCUUGCAGGAAAGCCUAUCAUGCCAGGACGAACUGAGGUCGAGCAGCUGCAUAAGAUCUUUAAGCUAUGUGGUUCUCCAUCAGAAGAUUACUGGAGAAAAUCAAAACUGCCCCAUGCAACCAUCUUUAAACCUCAGCAACCAUAUAAGCGUUGUGUUGCAGAAACAUUCAGGGAUUUUCCAUCUUCGGCUUUGUCUCUAUUGGAUUCCAUUCUUGCCAUUGAACCUGCUAACCGUGGUACAGCUGCUUCUGCACUUAAGAGCGAAUUCUUCACAACAAAGCCACUCCCUUGUGAUCCAUCAAGUUUGCCAAAAUAUCCACCAAGCAAAGAGUUUGAUGUUAAACUUCGUGAUGAAGCUAGGAGGCGAAAUGCACGCGAACCUGAUAAUAGAAGUAAAGGACUCGGAGCAGCUGGAGCAUUGCUAGCACCAGAAGCAAAUGCUGAACUACAGGCCUCGUUCCAGAGGAGGCAUGGCCAUGCAAAUCCUAAAAGUAGCAGCGUGAGGUAUCAACCUCAAGCAGAGGAUGCUGGUUCAGGGUUCCCUAUUGAACCUCCCAACAUCAUGCCCCAGGAAAGUGCACAGAAUGGCUUCUCCCAUUCGGGCCCUUUAAUUCAUGCCAAUGCUUUUGGGCCGGGAAGGUAUCAGAAGCAAAAGGAGAGUGAUCAUCACACAGUUCCUGGUAGAUCACAUGGUGGCAAGGGUGUGAAAGCUUCAACAACUGCUGAACUAAGGUCACAAAGAUCUUGCAUGCCACAUGUGUCCUCUGAACUGCCGUACUCGUCAGAUUUGCCGGUGAGAAGCAAUGGUGAGCCUGACCAUAGCAGGGCAAGAGGAAGGCAACAGCAUUGGCCAGAGCAGGCUUUGGAUGAAUAUAGUCUAUCUGAAUCCACUGAACCAUCAGAGAAGCAACAGUGGACUCACCAUUUACUCGAUAGACAUACAACAGCUCAUAAGAAAGAUGACAGGAUCAGGGAUUCAACUGAUUAUGGACGUAAGAAGAACAGAAUUCAUUACUCUGGGCCUUUGCUGCCCCCUACUGGAAACAUCGAUGAGAUGCUUAAAGAACAUGAGAGGAAAAUCCAACAUGCUGUUAGAAAGGCUCGGCUGGAUAAGGUGAAGACCAAGAAAAGCCAGGAGCUGGAGAGAACCCAAUUUGAAGCACUUCUUGUUCCUGGAUUUAAUGGAAGUUCUGAUGUUUGAGCAAUGACUUCCGUGCAUUUGGACAAGCUAUUUGAGGGUGAGGAUGAGAACAAUUUCAAAAGGGAAUUGUUGGGGGGAUGGGGCGCUUGAUCCUUCUGAAAGCUGAAGGGCGACGGAGCCCCAUGUUUGUGGCAUUUUGACUUCCUCGCAUGUUGGCAGUUCAGGCUGCAGAAAUUGCACUGGAAAUUCUUGCAAAUGAGAUCUGUGCUAUAAUCAACACCCCUCUGAAAAGUCAUGUUUUCACUCUGCUAGCUUGCUUCUCGAGAGAUUUGAAGGCUUUUGACUAUGUGGAUAAGCUGCAGUAUCAUCAGAACUUCUACUAAUCCUUAUGUAUAUUGAUUUUUCAGUUUUUGUUAGACUGCGAAAUCUUCAUGUAUAUUGAUUUCAUUCCUCUUAAGUGGCAUACUCAAAGAUAAGCACGCGUGUAAAAUUCCCAUACUGGACAUUCUAAGACGAAUCUUUCUGCUCAA